ACAGAGCACGCAGCGCAUAUAGAACCUCCGCGGCCCACGAGUAACACUGGCACGCGAUAAAACAAUUCCUAACCGGUCAUUAAAAAGAAAACGUCAAUAGUUCGCGCGCGAUCCAAAUUCAAAAUUCGUAUUACGUUUUGGUGAUGUGUUGGAUUUUGUGUUUCCAUUUUUGUGAUUUUAUUCAGUAAAAACAAUCGAAAUUGGAUUAAUUUUUUCGACGUACAAAAUCAGUAUUAUGAAUCAACUUACCGCUGCUCUAAUUGAAGCAAAAUGCUAAUGAAGAAUGGGCUGGACGCCCAUGAGGAACUAAAGAGAUGGUGACUUGUGACGAUAGUGCGUCAGUGGGCGGAUUCCACUUGGGUAGUCGAGAAGAUGAGGCCUACCGAUCCCGGGCACCCAGCAUUUCGUCUGUGUCGAUGUAUAAGCAGAAAAUCGAUGCACUGUUCGAUGACAGCAAGUCUAUAGCCAGCCUUCACCAAUAUGGGGCAUCAUCGGAUGAUAGGCAGUUAAGCAGACGAGAGAGUAAGAGCAAUGUGGCACAAUGCAAUAAAAAAACAAUAUAUGAAGAUGAAGCCGAUUAUUUUGAAACCAAGAUUCAGAAAAUUAACAGUACAGUCCAAGAUCGUAUAGAAAAAAUGUUCUCAGAUAUGGCAGGAGAGUCAACAAAUAGCAUUGAGAGUAUAGGAAUUCAUGUUUUUAAUGUACAUUACCUUGGCUCCACACCUCUUCAAAAUAAAGUUACAAGCCUUUCUGGUUUGCAGACACCUCUUAAAGAUUUAUAUUUCGCAUACAGAAGAAAUUUUCGACAUAAAAAUUCCUUAACAGGACGUUUAGAAAUAUCUAAAAGUGGACUAAAAGUGCGAUAUAAAGGAGAAAAAGGAGACCUAGAACAAUUGAACCCUUUUCCUACUAUAGCUGUUUGGUCAGCCGUUAAAUUUGUAGUCCAAAGUUCCGGUAAUAAAUCCAACGAACCAACCUAUGCCUUCUUGCCAUUGAUCACUGAUCCAGAUAAUAUCGAUCGGCAAGCAUUGUUCAAACAACUAGAAUCAUCCGAAAAGAAAUAUAUCCUCUCCAACAACGAAAAUUCACUAUCACCGAUUUUUGCUGUUGUGAUGAGAAAGAUUGGUUUUGCAAAACAACUCGAGUGUCAUGGUUUUGUAUGUCAGACAACCGAGGACGCUAUUGUCAUAGCAGCCACGUUAUACAAAUCCCUUAUGUCACAUAUGAGUCGCCAGGGUCAAAUAAAUAAUAAAAAAUUUAAAAAUCGAAAUGGAGUUAGCUGUAUGAGUACUGCUAGUAGUAUACCAACAAAUGAUGUACCAGUAAGGCCCCCACGAAAAAAACGAAGUACUUCUUCAUACAGCGGCGAAAGUGAUAGAGCUGAUGGUUUUUCUGCAAGUGAAUCAUUUACUGAAAAGAGCAAGCAAGAAAACUUUAAAAAUAAUAGUAAUCUAUCUCUCUCAUCUCCUCCAGUUGUGCCUCUUGAGGCAAAAUGUAUAACUGUUGAAGAAGUAAAAGUUAAAUUAGAUAUUCCUAAUCAAAAUCAAAGCAAUAAAAGUGAUAAAAAUGAAUUCAGCAGAAAGAAGUUGACAGAAAGGUUAUCGCAUUUAAAUGGUAAUGAAAUAAAUUCUCAAAAUCCACAAAGUAGCAGUGAAUCAUCAGUACGUAGUAAAGUAUCUGAGAAGAUAGAGUUAUUUCGUGAGUUGGAGAGAAGGAAAAGUAUUCAAAGACCACCGAUAUUACCGCCACCGAUUCCAAGUAAACCAGUUCAAUCUCAAUCUGAGCUAACUAAAGAGCCACUUCGUCGAACCCAUAGUGGAAGAAAACUAUCAAUGGAAGGCGGUGACAUUCUAACAAAAGUUGCUAUACCGAGAUCUGGAAGCUUUCUUAAUGCGGGAGGAUUAACAAGAUAUAAGUCAAUUGGGCACAGAAAUAGUGGAAAAAAAGGAGGUGGGUCACCUCUGGGAUUCAACGAAUUAUUUAAUGAAUUUAAAGUGCAAGAAAAUUUACAUUCAAUGGACGAAAUAUUAAAUGCAAUUAUCGAUCCCGAUGGAAUGUCGUUUAAUGAUUUAAAACCCAUUUACAAAGAAUUUUUGUUAAAACUUGCAGUUACAUUAACUAAGGAUGAAAUAUUUCAGCACAGUAAAGCUAUAAUGAGGAAACAGAAAAAGAAAAAGUUAAGGCGUGGAAAUACAUUUCAAAUAAUGAAAAGAAGAAAAUUUUUCAAGGGCACUGGAGCUUUACGAAAAGUCUUCAGAUUACCUUUCAGUCGAGAAAGAAAAAAGGAAAAGAAAAGGAAAUUGCAAUGUAUCGAUGUAAAAGAUAAUAAUGUCAAAAAUAAAGCAUCGGAGAGUUCAGUGUCUACAUCAAGUUAUGACUUAAGACAAUUCAAACCAAAGGAACCACCGAUACCAGCACCUAAAAGGCAAACAAUGAGACAAAGAAAUUCAAGACGUUCCGAUAAAGGUCACACUUCUAAAAGACGUGGUAAAAUAAGGCGCGGUGAAAGAACUUCGUCGGAAGACUCUGAUUUUUUAACUUUAAGCAAUAGGCUAGGCUGUCAAAAUCGUAAUAGCUCGAGUGGAUAUGUGUCAUGCUCUGAAUGUGAAUCAGAAAGCUGCAUAGAUAGAUGUUACUGCUCUCUAAAGAAUGAUUGUCAAUCGAAAUGCUACUGCUCCGCUAUCGAAACUGGUAAAGAUUCUGCAAAGGAAAGACUAAUACAAAAAAACUGCAAGGAUUGCUCGAAACAAGUAUAUGAAGGCGACUUCAGCUAUUGUUCGUGUGAUUCAGAGAGUUGUGAAGACAGCAACAAGUGUUACUGUGCUGGACCACGACGAGCGGCAGAGCAAAGUUCAGAAAGCCUUGAGUAUUUGCAGAACCCAUCGCAGAAGACGUACGCUGACAAAUUGAAACGAGCGUUCGAUGAUCAGGAUGGGAAAGUUAGAAACAGAUCUGGUGCAUCCAGUCGGCGUCGCGAGGAGCGUCGUCGUGCUCGAAGUAGCGACAGCCUCGCUCUUGACUACGAGAUACUGCUGCAGAACAAGCCUCGAGACACCAGACCCCGCAACAUGCAGCGGCUCACAGUUCGAAGUACAGGUGCGGGGUCACACGACGCCCUGAGCGUUAAGAAAUCUGCAGAAAUGGCUGCACUAUUCGCUGAUGUUCGCCUGUCCCAGAGAACGGAUGUUAGGUCUCUGGCCGGGGGGCGAAGACCCAGGCCGCCGGCUCUACCACCGUCAGGAGCUCCCCCACUCGCAAGAAUGUUCGACCACAGACCACCUAAUAGAAAUCCUAGCUUAGAAGACACCCUUGGUUACUUUCCGUGAUUCAUAAACUCAACCUGCAAAUGAAUUUUUACUUACAUAAUUACUCUGUAAAAAUAUUGUAUAAUGUUAAAUAUAUUCAUGAAAAAACUAAUAACAUUAAUAAUAUAUAAAAUUAUAAUUGUAUAUACAAAUAACCCUGGUGAAUAACAACUCCUACAGAAUAAAGUGCUGAAUAUGCUUGAGAAUUUUGCACUCCCAAGCCAUAUAUUUAUAUAUAUAUUAUACAUAGACUUAAUAUUUUUAAUACAUCCAACUGCAUUGUUGAAGAAUGGAUAAUUCUAAAGUCAAACAUGAACAUUAACAACUUGAAUUGAGUAUGUGCGAAGUUUUUUUCUUUGCAAAACGUCGCCAAAAAUCGGAAUUUUAUUAAUUGUAUUUGUUCAUCGCAAUUAUUUUCUAUCCGGAUAGUUGGAAAUAAAAAUUGGUUGUCUUUAAAGUCGGUUUACGGACGAUCAUUAAGUGAUGACGUCAUUAGAAAAUAUUUUUUAUACGAUCGUUAAUACGAGUCAUAAUAUUUUUUUGGUCAAAAUUGUAACAAUAUAUUAUUACUACACUCGCCAACUAAUGCUUCUUUUUUAACGAAGUGGCUAUUUGUACGGGUACUGGACAAAUAAAAUAUUUAUUCGUAUGAUUCAUUUUCUUUUAAAUUACGACAUUUUAUAAUGUCAAAGCUUAAAAAAGAAUUUCAGUGAUAUUAUUGUCAAUCGAUUAGGUAGAUUGUCAAUCGACUUCAUUUCUUACAAUUUAACGACCUGGUUUCAGUGCCAUUGUAAUGUCACGGGUAUACUAUAGUGAUAUUGUAAGACAAUGAUAUUUUGACAAUUUUACUGAUCGUUAGUUUAUGAGGCCGUCGCUGAUUGGUCUUUUUCUUGUAUUUAUUGUAUUGUCAUUAUUUUAUAUUUAUACAUUAGUGUAAUCAACAAAUUGUUAUCUAAUUGAAUCGGCUUUUAUUCACUAGUGGGUCCCAAAAACAAAUAAGGACUGUUGACCACAACGCACGAGCCGAGCGUAGCGUGCCGCGGCAGCGACCGGCGAGUUCAGGUACCGAAUCGGCCUUGUUCACUAGUAGGUCUCAAAACAAAUUUUAAUAAUAAUAAAUAGUUCGUACAGUACCCGUAUUGGACUACAGAUAAAAUAGACUUAGCCUUUUUUUUUAAAAGAACAAGAUACGUAACAAGCCGAACGCUUGGGUCACUCUAUCGCUUGUUCCGCGCUCUUGGAUCGCUUUUUCGUGGACUUAAAUGUUAUAGAUGGUAUUAAGUCAAAAACUUAGGUCAAUAAUAAAUAUCCUUAAUUAUUUUAAGAUACUUAUUUAAUCUUAAACUGUGAAUCUCAUUUUUAUACCACCUGAUUACGACUAAAGUCACCUUGAAUGACUUCAAACGUCAUUUUAAAUUGUCUUAAGAUUAUAUUCGAUUCAGAGUUUCAAUUUGCAUGAGAUUGUUAGUAUCGACUAUUUAACUUAUCAGUCAAAUAGAUUUAGAUGGAAAUGACUGGGUGUUGCGAGCGUUUGACACAAGCCUUGUGUAAUGACUAUAAUUAAAUCAACUGCAUUAUUUUUAUGUGUAGCAUUACUAUGUUAUGUAAACUAUUUCAUUUAAAGAUAUUUUGAAAUAAAUUCAGGCUCUGUAUUAAAUAAGUCAUAGCAUAUUUUCUGUAUGAUAAAAAUACGUGCAAUAAUGCAAUAAUAGUGCAAUGUUAUAA
This is a messenger RNA of Leptidea sinapis, 5030 nucleotides long. RefSeq lists its product as uncharacterized. The coding region runs from base 315 to 3326 and encodes 1003 amino acids. NCBI's taxonomy places the organism in Eukaryota, Metazoa, Arthropoda, Insecta, Lepidoptera, Pieridae. The transcript is spliced from 8 exons. The record is from RefSeq and is a predicted model, not a curated record.